Phytophthora infestans T30-4 is the source of this 888-nucleotide messenger RNA. RefSeq lists its product as uncharacterized. Lineage: Eukaryota; Oomycota; Peronosporomycetes; Peronosporales; Peronosporaceae. The transcript has a single exon. The record is from RefSeq and is a predicted model, not a curated record. The coding region runs from base 1 to 888 and encodes 295 amino acids.
AUGAGUGGCAAGUCAGACAUUUCGUUCCUGCUGAACCCGCAGCCCACAGUCGAAGAAUGGUCCAUGCAGUUAACUCCGCCCAUGUCACCGUCACCGUCAGCCACGGCUGCACGACUGACUGCAAUGGCGCAGAGUCCGGCCGCGUCAGCCAUGUCGUCAUCGCUCCUGCUCCUGGGUUCGUGCAUCGCGCCACGCGAGAAGAUGAGCAGUAGCUAUCAUUGUGUGAACACCACGAGUAAGAAACCGCUGCUUCCAGCGCUGUCACUCGCUGCAUUGUGCGAAGCGAGUAGUGGCAGCAGCAACUACAAUAGCAGUGGCGCCGAGUCUAGCUGCAGUGACGAUGACAACGAGGAACCAACCACCGAAGCAACGUCAUCGACAUCGACUAAGACGCAACAUACAACCUACACGACUACUGAUCCGAAGCCCACCACCGCCGCUAAACUCAAGCCCAAGAAGACUCGGACAGCACGCACUCGAGUCCACAAGAGCCGCACGCCACCCUGCCAGGUCGAGGGGUGCACGAACAUUGCUGUGUCUCGUGGCUGUUGCGUCCGUCAUGGCGGUGGCUCUCGGUGCCCAGUGACGGGAUGCCCCAACCGCGCCAAGCUGUACAAGAAGUGUUUCCAGCACGGUGGCUUCAAGACGUGCGCGACCGAGGGAUGUACGCGCAAAGCGAAGCGGUACGGCCACUGCUGGUCGCACGGCGGUGGUCGAAUCUGCGAGGUUCCUGAUUGUGAGAAGGUGUCUACACAGGGCGGUCUGUGCUGGGCUCACGGCGGUGGCAACCGUUGCAAACUGGAGGGCUGCAGUCGCCGUUCGUACCAGAAGUAUGGGUACUACUGCGUGGAUCACGCGUCUCGGAACAAGGUCGAGUCUGCAGAUUGA